Megalobrama amblycephala (Wuchang bream) is the source of this 4051-nucleotide messenger RNA. It is a transcript of the gene vapb, whose product is annotated as VAMP (vesicle-associated membrane protein)-associated protein B and C. The record is from RefSeq and is a predicted model, not a curated record. Gene Ontology annotation, molecular function: FFAT motif binding. The transcript is spliced from 6 exons. The coding region runs from base 267 to 998 and encodes 243 amino acids. Gene Ontology annotation, cellular component: endoplasmic reticulum membrane; plasma membrane. Lineage: Eukaryota; Metazoa; Chordata; Actinopteri; Cypriniformes; Xenocyprididae. Gene Ontology annotation, biological process: endoplasmic reticulum membrane organization.
CUCCUCACAUCAGUCGCCACUACUGAGUACUGCAGGGGCAGUGACGUCACGGCCAGCCUCUCUCUCUCUCCUACAGUCCCUUCCUGCUGCAUCACAACAGUCGCUAGUGGAUCGGGUAACACUGAGCUAUUUCCACUGCCUUGUGGAGUUUUUAUUUCAAUAAAUGUAACAGAAGUCCUCCUCGACAGCUUCAACCGUCAAGCCCAUCACCGUCAGUCCGAGCGGACGUCAGCGCAGCAGUCGACGCGUUUGAAGCGCAGUGGGAGAUGGCCAGGCCAGAGCAGGUCCUGCUUCUAGAACCGCAGCACGAACUGAGGUUCCGAGGUCCAUUCACAGAUGUGGUGACCACCACCCUAAAGCUUGCUAAUCCUACAGACAGAAAUGUGUGCUUUAAAGUAAAGACGACUGCACCGCGCCGGUACUGUGUGCGGCCAAACAGUGGAGUGAUUGAUGCUGGAACCUCCAUCAACGUCUCUGUGAUGCUGCAACCGUUCGAUUAUGAUCCGAAUGAGAAAAGCAAACACAAGUUCAUGGUACAGUCUCUGCUGGCUCCGCCUGACAUGACCGACACCGAGGGAGUGUGGAAGGACGCCAAGCCCGAGGAUCUGAUGGACUCCAAGCUGAGAUGUGUCUUUGAGAUGCCUGCUGAAAAUGAGAAAACACAUGAAAUGGAAAGCAAUAAGAUAUCCGCCAGUCUCUCAAAGUCGGAAUCAUCCACAUUGUCUAUGAAGUCCAUGGCCUCCAGUCUGGAUGAUGGAGAGGUGAAGAAGAUCAUGGAGGAAUGUAAAAGACUGCAGACGGAGGUGCAGCGGCUACGAGAGGAGAACAAACAGAUCAGGGAAGAUGAUGGUCUGCGGAUGAGGAAGAGCACAGUAAUGUCCGCUCCGCACUCAUCUCCAGCGAUGAGAAUGAAGGAGGAGGGGCUGAGCAGCAGGGUGAUCGCUCUAAUUGUGCUGUUUUUUGUUGUGGGUGUCAUCGUCGGCAAGUUGGCCUUGUAAAAUCCAAGAGGGGAGAGCUACAAGCAUGCAUUGCGGAUGAAACAAAAACAAAACAGACAAGUAACCAAUGCAGAAUUCGUUUAAUCCGAAUGCCAUAUCAUUGGGGUAGUUUUGGAUUAGCGAGGUGUGUAAAAUUAAUAAAGAGAUCAAGGAAUUUCAUCAUGUUAUGUGCAAAGAUAAAAAAAAAUCAAAAAAAUAAUAAUAAUAAUAAUCUGACACAGCUCUUGCCUCAAAAUUGUGAAAUCAUUCUGGCCCCUCUUCCUUAAUCAUUUCUGAUGCAAGUUCAAAUGGAUAACAAAUGUCAUAGAUUUUAACCACUAAAAUGUCGUAGGGAUUUUCUAACACCAGAUGUGCGAUUGAGUUGUGCUAGAGUGAAUGUUGUUUUAUCACUUUUUUUUUUUUUUCUCUGAUGGGUCAGAAUCUGUAUACAAAUGCUAAACAUCGUUGAAAAGUGUCACAUGUGCAUUUAAUUUAUGCAUACCCAAACAUCCUGCAUUAAAGCAGCAGUUCACUGAAGUUUAGCCUGUAUAUUUUCAAUCACUCUCCAGGUAAAUGAUAAAACAAGCUGUCUAGUAUCUUCCCCAGUCACACUGUUGGUAAAAUAACGUGUUUUAUAUCUUCCAUCCAUUUCCGUUCAGUCCAGCAGAUAUGUUUGAGUACCAACAAGUACUACGAUUCAACAUAUAUUUCCUCGGCAAAUCGGAUUACAUGUAGUUUUGCAAGCAUCACCGUUUCAUGCAAAUUUAAUAUGCUCAUUUGCAAUCAGCCACGAAUCCGCUUUCAAUACAAAACCACCGCAAAGUUUGACUUUUAAGUGGCUUUGGUAAUACAGGUUGUUUUUGGAAUUCAGACAUCUUGAAUUUACCACGAGGAAAUGUACUGUUAGCGACUGAUAUUUCAAACUGCUGUGACUGUGGAAGUGUUAAUGAAACCGUUUGGCCGUUAACCUACACAUUUGCAAAAACCAUUUGAAGCGAUAUUUCUCUGUGAUCUGCUCUGUACGUCGGUGAGGGGCAGAGCUGACGUCUCUGAGUCCCACACUUACGAUGAUGCUUUGCACAAACUGAUUUCCCUGUCAGGAACAGAAUAGGUUUUUCAUUUUUCUUUAUUAUUGUUUUCUUUUGGUAAGGGAUAUGUGCUUGAAUGCAUGGCUCUGUUUAGAGCAAAAAAAUACUUUAUAUUUUAUUAAGCUGCUCCAUAGGUGAAAUCUCCUUUUCAGGCCCUUUUAGCACACCUCUGUUUCCAUUUUGCUGCCUGCAGACCUAAAUUAAUUUAUUGAUCAAGUCAUUAUUAUCUACAGUAAUAGUGCAGCUGCUAAGCGUAAUCUUUGAUGCACCAUGUACAUGCAACUGGUUGAAGGUCUCUCUCCCUAUGAACUUUCUAUCUGAAGAUGCCACGAGGAGAGUUUACCAACAAGUCCAUAAACACUGACCCCCCCCCCCUCUCACUUUACCCCUUCAAAAAAGAACAAAAAAAAGUAGUUAAAGGAAUAGUUAUCCCAGGCUUUUACGUUUUAUCAUCAUUUACUCAUCUUCACAUUGUUCCAACCCCAAAUCAUUUUUUGCUUCUGUGAAAUGCAAAAUAUGUUAGGAAGAUCUGCUUUUCUCCAUACAAAUGAAAGUGGAUGGUGAUUUACAGUAUGCUGCUAUGAAAAAGGACGAAAAUCAUCAUUAAAGUAUCCUAAAACAAGUCCAAACAUAUGUUGCGCUAUUCUGGAGCCAUGCGAAUAGCUUUGUGUUAGAGAUGGACUGAAUUUAGUUUGUGGCAUUUGUCAUACAAUUUGAUAUGUUUGAGAUUUUUCAUAUAGUAUAUGUUAAUAAGAUUCAAGAGCUCCAAUGUAAGGUUAUCAGUGACCAGUUUUUUUACAAAAAGCUAUCUUAUGGCUUUAGAACAUAGUGAAAAGAGUUGUUUAGAUCACAUUUAUGGUGUUUUUCUGUUCUUUUUGUCCUUUUUUGGAUCUUUGCAUGAUAAAUUCCCAUCCACUUUUAUGGAAAAGAGCAGCUUGGACAUUCUGCAAAGCAUCUGCUUUUGGGUUUCAUUGAAGAAAGUGAAUAAUAUGAGGUUGGAACAACAUGAUGGGGGAGUAAACAGUGACAAAAUGUUUAUUCUUGAGGCAGCUAUUCCUUUAAAAACUGACACAUGUGAGUAUUGUAACCUGUAUUUUAGCCAUGCCGAGCCUACACCUCAUUUCCAGAUAAAUGCAUGGCUUCAAUAUGCCUUGUCGGUGGUCUGAAAUGUACACAACACUGGUUUAUCUCGCAGCAUAAGGCUUUAAAAAACACUCCUGACAUUUCUGCACUGUUUUCCUGAGCCCUCUGUUUCUUUGCUGUCCUCUGAUGUUAAUUUAGUCGUUUUGUUUGGAUUUAAGUUAUGAAUAAAGCUUUUAUUGCACAGAACUGUUUAUAUUAAAAAAUGCACUACAUAUAAAGAAUGUCAUCUUCCCAUGCACAACGGUCUGGUCUUUGUGAAAUAACCGAAAUGACACCAGAAAAGAGACUCUUCCUACAGGGGACCAUUUUGUGACCUGAUAUGUAUUUGUGUCAUAGUUUGGUGUUGUGGGGGUGUCUUUUUCUUUAAUGUUUCUCUUCUUCCCCCCCUCCUUGAGAAGCUUUUGUUUCAGUUGAUCAUCUUAUUGCUAAAUAUUGGAUUUCUAAGAACAGAGGAGCUUACGAUAUUGACAAAUGGCAAAACUUUGCUUUGUAAGUAACUUUAGGAGACAUUCAGGGUAUAGUGAUUUUUGGACUGCAGUUUAUGUAUAGUUCACCGAGGAGUAUGAUUGCCAUGGAGAGGGAGGGAUUUGGGGGCCUAUCAGCCAAUCAGCUGGCUCAUAAUUAAAGCUAAACCUUAUUAUAGUGCCCCAAACCUUCACAUAUGAUGUAAACAUGAAGGUGACCGUUUUGUAUGUAUAUAAAUAAAUAAAUAAAUGAGUCUAAGAUGAAAAUUAAGGUUGAUAUUCCUAGUCAAGUAGUCUAUAAUGGUAUAUAAAGAAACCCCAACUUUGUUGGACUAUGUAGCAUCUUAAUAAAUUAAAUCAAUAAAGCCCCAGACCAAAA